This is a messenger RNA of Epithele typhae, 2349 nucleotides long. Its product is annotated as nuclear protein 96-domain-containing protein. The record is from RefSeq and is a predicted model, not a curated record. The transcript is spliced from 7 exons. The coding region runs from base 1 to 2349 and encodes 782 amino acids. NCBI's taxonomy places the organism in Eukaryota, Fungi, Basidiomycota, Agaricomycetes, Polyporales, Epitheliaceae.
AUGGAACAGCAUGGAGAUAGGCGCGAAGAAGACGAGGAGACUGAGGAAGAAGAGGACUCGCGCCAACGCCAACAGACGCGUCAGGCAUCGCGAGUAGACCCUACCAUCACUCCUUGGGCGCGACAACUUGGAGUAGAUCCACAGAAGAUGCACGUCAUGCAGGCAGCUUUGUUUCGAAUGCCCGAGGAAGAACGCGCUCUGAAAGCCAUGAACGAGGCCCAGCCAAGCAAAAAGCGCCUUCUGCUACCGUCCCGGGCGAGAAAGCAUAGCAGAGAUUCGGAGGGGGAUGGGCUUCGUGCAGAUUCGCGACAGCGCGCCUCUUUCGCCCACGACAUCGAUCCGGAGCCAUACAGACCCUCGCGCAAAUAUGUACGGGUUGAAAGCUCAGCUUCUGCGUUUGGUGGGCUCGAAAAUGCAGCCGUGGAUCAAGGCUUGUACUUGGGACGUUCCUUCAGGGUAGGAUGGGGGCCGGGUGGUACCCUCGUACAUCUCGGCGAUCUGUGUGGCCCCGCCGGUACAUCCUACACCCAAGCCGCACGACUCCUCACACACCACCUCGCGCACACUGUCAUCGAGGACGAUGCAGACGGCGUACCGUUCGCCAACCCCUUACCAGCCCUUUCGUUUGCGUCAUUCGUCUCGCAGUUCCCCGCCACGGACCAUUCAUUCGAACCCACCCUUUUCCGUCUUGGACACGCUCUCUUCGAUUCCAUCGACUUCCGCCUUAAUAGCAUUCCAGACGCCUCCGUGCGGCAGCGCAUUGCCGAGAUUCGGCGGAAGACAGAACUUUCCAAAUGGCUCAAGAUGGCCGUCUCAUCCGCCACCGACGCUGACCUCCGCGGCCAACUCGACGCCAAGUGGUCGACCACGGUCUUCACCCUCCUUACCGGCUAUCAAGUCGGGCGCGCGUGCGACGCAACGAUGGACAGCGGCAACGUCAAGCUCGCAUCGCUCAUCGCGCAAUGCCCUGGGGACGCCGCGUUCCGUGGGGACCUGGAAGAACAACUCGAGCUCUGGCGCACGCAGAAAAUCGACGCACACAUCGACGCGGGCACUCGCCGGAUAUAUGCGCUUCUCGCUGGGAUCGUGAACACCCUUGAGGGAUCGCACGGCAGCGGACUCGAGCAAUGUCCCGACGUCGACCUUGCGGCAGGCCUGGACUGGAAGCGCGCAUUCGGCCUACAGCUCUGGUUCGGAAUGCCGAUGGACGCAUCCAUCGCGGAAGUUUUCCGAGAAUACGAUGCGCUCUGGGCGGACGACCGCGCAAGCGUCGCGGCGCCGGUGCCAUGGUACAAGGAACGACCCGCCGCGGAGCAGAGCGAGACAGCAUGGACCCUCCCAGCGUCGGCGCAGCCCCCGGACGCGCUGUACGCGCUGAUCAAGCUCUUCGCCGACUCGGAGUGCAGCUUAUCAUCUAUCCUUUCACCCUUUUCCUUUGGGGUAUCUCCGGCGGACUACCGCCUCCCGUGGCACCUGUACAUCAUCCUCUCGCGCUGCCUGCGGGUCCGCGACUUGGCCGACCGGGAAGCGUCCGGGGCUGCAGAGGGUGACGAAGAUGUUGAAGGACACAGUCCAAGCGCCGACCUACUGGCCAACAGCUACGCGUCGCAACUGGAGCAACUCGGUAUGGUACAAGAGGCCGCCUUCGUGCUUCUACAUCUAGAGAGCUCUACGGGACGAGUCAAGGCAAUCAAGGAACUGCUCACCCGUUGUGCGGACAAGCUAGACGAUUGGGUUACUCGUGGCCUUGUCGGUAGUCUAAAGCUCCCGAUGGCGUGGAUCAACGAAGCUAAGGCGGUCUACGCCCUCGACAGCGGCAAGGUCUACGAUGCAUACGAACUCUACUUGGCCGCCGGCCUGUACGACGCCGCGCACGACCUCGCCGUCCUGGAGCUGGCACCAGAUGCUGUUAUCCGGCAAGACCUGCUGCUCCUCCGCGAGCUCUUUGAAGUCUUCAAUGGGCGUCCGAUCACGGGCUGGAGCCUCCGCGGGAAGGUCUUCUUCGACUAUGUCGCCGUGCUCACGCGCCUGCCACAACUACGUGAUCGUAUACUCCAGGGCGAUGGAAUGCUCACCGAGGACGAGACGGCGGACCUCGAGCACUAUGCUCGAGCGGUUCCGAAGAUGCUCAACAUUCUGCCCGACGUUCUGCCCGACCGGUCGAACGUACGCCACAACGCCGCGGUUACGGAGAUGACGAACAAGCUCGUAUACCACCUCGACCGGACAAAACCGCUUGCGAUAGCACAGUCGCAAGUCCGGACACCGUUCUUCUCCGAAGCGACGCGGACAAAGAGCCUACACUCGACCAUGUACGAGAAGUUCCUCCGGACAGUGGAAGUCGCGUAA